GACGUAUUGAUUGUCAAUAACAGAAAGGUCAUGUUUUGUAAUUCGUCCAAAAUUUUGUACUUAACGUUAGGAUUUAAAUAAUUUUUAACGCGAGUUGCGAACUUGCCAGUAUCAAAAAAUCUGUGAGAGUUAUAGCUAAGACAAACAAUCUGCAAGUCUCAUUAUUAACAUGCUCCUUCUAUGGACCAAAGUAAAGACAUAUUUGGAUUAAAUUCUAAAUGCAGUAUUGAUUUCCAUGAAGUUUUGCGGUUUCCAAAUGAAAAGAGGGUAGUAGCUCGACGUCGUUGGGCUAUUUUGGCAAAAGCCUUAAAGAGCCCCACGGAAAGUCAACCUUCCAGUCCAACCGAUGAAUUUUCUGUACGUCGAAUUUCGUCCUUCAUGCUGUUAAAAACGCAAGAACUCACCUCAUUACCUUUAGUCAGUAGAGAUAACCAAAAGCAUGACCAAAUUAAAAAAUAUACAUGGUAUAAAUAUUCGAUAUGCAUAAAUGGUAGCGAGUAUUUCAUAAACGUAGGCCACAGAAACCGCACUUUUUCCGCAGAGGAUUUAAUGGGGUUCAACAACACGGGUAAUAUUUGUAUAUGGCCAUCCGAGGAGACUUUAAGCUACUUUGUUUGCUCAAAUUUAGAAAUAUUUAAAGAAAAAAAUGUGAUAGAAUUGGGUGGAGGCAUGUCCUGCCUAGCAGGACUGUUCGCUGCUAAAUACGGCCACGCUAAGAGUGUUCUAGUUACCGAUGGUAAUAAGGUUUCUAUCGAUAAUGUCCAAGUGACACUCAAAUGCAACACGUUCCUUAGUGAAGUCGGAUGUAGUAUUCUCCAAUGGUCAUCUUGCGAACCUGUUGAUCAGUACGACGUUGUGCUGUGUGCUGAUUGCCUGUUCUUUGACGACGCAAGAACCGAUCUAAUUAACUGUAUUUGGUGCUGUUUGGCCAGCGAUGGCACCGCUUACGUCAUGGCUCCACAAAGAGGUUCCACCUUGGAUAUGUUCAUCAAACAAUCCGAGGAAAAAGGUUUUACGUGUAAAAAGAAAUUGAGUUAUAACGAUGUUGUUUGGGAAAAACGCUUAGCACUUUUGGAUAAUUGUGAUUUUGAUGAUAAUAUUCAUUACCCUAUACUCAUAGAAGUGACCAAAAAAUAAGUGUCCUUAGUAUUUUGCAUAUUAUAUAUUUAUACCUAUCACGAUAAUUUAUGAUUAUUAUUAUAGACGACCAUAUUCCUUAUAUAUAUCUAGUCUGAUAUUUACCUUAUCUGUGAUAAUUAAUACCAAUUUCCUCUGAAUGUUAGUAAUUGUUAGAAAUCCAUACAUUUAUAUCUAUAUAAAUUAUCAAAGUAUAUAAAAUGUUCUAAUAUACUAAAUACCAGCAAUAAUUUGGAAACUACAGUGCUUAAAGUAUCAGAAAAUAAUUUAUGAGUUUAUUGAUAGACAAUAUUGCACAUAUUACCUGUAUAAUAUUACCCAAGAGGUAUGGUAAACAAAAUAUUUCACUAGAUUAUCAUGUUUUUAAGACAUGUGCUUUACCUUGAAUCAGUUUUUGUUUAUUCUUCUUGAAUAACUGGAACAAAGAUACAAUGCUUAAGCGCAACAAAAGGCUAUUAGAAACUAUACGAAUAACUCUAGCAUAUCAAAAGAAAUUAAUGCUUUCUAUACAAAGAAUUGUAAAGAAAGGUAGGUCAUAGAAGAAUUAUAUAGAUAUAGAAAAUAAAUUACUGUAGACAAUAUGAAUCAACAGUUAUUUAGAUACGCAAUUUUUCAACAAUUCUUGAGCGGUUUAGAUGCUCUUAAACUGGAAUUCGUGAAAAACAGAAUAUUUGCUAACAAAUAGAGAAACCAGAUUUGAUGUACUUAUUGGUGAAGAUACAUAAGGUCAACGAGUUGAAAUAUUAUAUGGUAUCAGGGGCAGUAGUAGAUAAUGAUGUAGUGGGAAAUAGUUAAAUAAAACACAAUAUUCAGCAUAAAAAUUGUAGAUUAUCUGAACUUACUUGGUGAAAUAAAUAAAUCUCAAAUAAAAAUAAUAUUUAAUAGCUUCGGUUAUCUGUUACUGAAACGAUUUCUUAAUCAUUCCACUAAUACAGAAUUCAAACGACGAUUAAGGUCAUUGAAAUUGAUAGUGAAAUUUCGGAAGAUAACAAAGUGACUUGGCCACCUAUUUGAAAUGCCAGAAAGAAGAUGUUUUGUUAGGCUUCACCACGCUGAAAGAAGUGAGGUAGGCGUAGAUGAUCGUGAAAUGAUGGAGACCUUCAAGCGGAAACAGCAUGCCACAGAGAGGCUUUAAGAGCGUAGGGAUCAACUCGUUUACAUCAUCUUCAGGUAAAACUUUGAUGAAUACAUACUGCUUCAACAAGAAAUAAUCUAGCAAGCAGAGCUAAAAUGUCAUGGUAAAAAAGAGAAGAAAGUAAGAUAACUAUUAGGAAAUAAUAAAUGACUCUUUGUAAAGACAAGAAAGCCGACUUGACCUUAGUAAUAAGACAUGGACUUCACACACGAACACUAGACUACAAUUUAAACUUAUAUAUCAAAAAUGGGUGUAUGACCAAUGGUUAAAGUCGUUAAAAAACGUAUUGGGAAAACGUUUACUUGUUUAUCAAAGAUAUUGUGCAAUAUGACAUUGAAUCAAAUUACAGGAUGCCAAUUAUUAAAGUUAUAAAUAUGAUCUUUUCUAUUGAAAUGUGUACCAUUUAAACAUCACUCAAACAAAUUCAAAAUGUGAAAUUGUUAAAGCUUGUAGGUCUGGAAAAUAUCAGGUGAUAUCAAAUAGUCUAAUAUCGCAAUGGAAGAUCACUACGUUCAUAAUGUAGUUAAUCAAACUCAUAUUUUUAUAUACCUUUAAGAAUAGGAGAAUACAUUGAUAACAGAUUGCCAGUUAAAAAGUGGCCGCAAAUAUUUUUAAUUUAAUUAAUGGUAAUUAAUUUUGGAACAAAAAUUUUAUUUCGUUAAUUUUUUUUUAAAUCAAAUACGCUGCUCAUGACUAUAUGCAUGUUUUUAUAUAAAAUUAAAGCUAAUAUUCUUUUAAUACGAUGAUAUAAGGUUGACCGAGAAAAAAUGGUCGCAAAUUGGGGUUGCUAGCUGUUAAAAACGCGAGAGGUCAAAGAUAAAGUAAAAUAGAAUCGGCGCGCAACGAUACUGGUAUAACAAGUGAUAAUAUGUAUAUUAUUAAAACUACCUAUCGACGCUUAAAUCACGAGCAGCGUAUUUUAUUUAAAAAUUAAAUGAACAAAAUUUUUGCUCAAAAAUGACUUACCCUUUAUUGAAUUAAAACUAUUUGUGGCCACUUUUUGAUUGGCAGCCUGUGAUCAAUACAUUCUCCUAUUUUUAAAUAUAUGUAAAAAUGUAAGUUUGAUUAACUACUAUAUAAACUUAGUGAUAUUGCAAUGGGAUAUCGUACUAAAAGAUAUAAAGAUAAUUUAGCAUUAUUGGUCGAGGGCCAAUAAUGUAGAAUAGCAUAGUUACACAAUCUCAAAAAGUAUCAAACAAGAUUGGUUGUGUAGUAUUUUUUUGAGCGUUUUAAAGAUAUUUAAAUUUGAUGGUACAGGCCAAGGUAUAUUGUAUUGAAUAAAUAUUGCUCAACUAUAAUCCUUUAAUGUUAGCCAUGAAGUAACUCGACACGUGCUGUUUAACGUCGCAAGGUGUAUAAAAAGGGAAAACCUAACAAGAAUAUAUUAAUAUUUACAAAUAUAGGGAUUACCACUCUUGUGAAUCGCCUGCAGUAAAAAAGGACCAGCCCUGUAAAAAUUGGAACUUGGUACAAUUUUUUACCAUUAUAGAUACUAUAAUAAAAAAACUUAUUUUUCAUGUACAUUACUGCUAUUAGAUUCAUUAGAAAUUGUAUGUGAAACACUCAAAUGUCAAAUAUGUGUUUUUUUAUUUGAUCAGUUUUGUAGUUUCCAAGAUAUUUCUGGUGAACAACUGCAUUUGGACAUUUUAUACAAUGUUUUACCUAUUGUAACCGGGCCAUUGAGAUUAUCACUUAGUACAAUUAUAUAAAUAGUCCUAAUGAAUGCAUAAUUAUCCAAUACAUUAGAAUGAUAAUGGACAAACAGCACAAUUAAUUUUUUUUUUAUUUAAUUUUGUGUAUAAUAAAUAUUGAAAACAAUUUUAGUAAUAUAUUUUUUACAACAAAUAUAAUUAUGUUUCCUGUUAAAAACAGCUUUAUGUCGUGCAGUAUACCAA
Messenger RNA from Diabrotica balteata, 4167 nucleotides. The record is from the annotation of a GenBank genome assembly. NCBI's taxonomy places the organism in Eukaryota, Metazoa, Arthropoda, Insecta, Coleoptera, Chrysomelidae.